AUGGUCAGCUUCAGGACAGGGACUCCAUUUCCCGAUAAGGCUCAAUCUGUCCCGCCGGACUACAGGCUGUCAGAUAAGGGCAGACAGCUAUCGGUCCACACUGUGAGGGUGGUCAGCCUGAAAGCGAGCACAGGAGUGGUGUGGGGGGGAGGUGGUGAUCUGUACGACAGAAGCAUGCUUAUCACACCUGCUCUGAUGUCUCUACCAAUGCACAGCGAUAAGGAACGCAAGGGAAGGAGAUGGAAGAAGAGAUUUCCGACUUACUAA
Molecule: messenger RNA, 267 nt
Organism: Knipowitschia caucasica
Lineage: Eukaryota; Metazoa; Chordata; Actinopteri; Gobiiformes; Gobiidae
Source: the annotation of a GenBank genome assembly